Molecule: messenger RNA, 933 nt
Organism: Vigna unguiculata (cowpea)
Lineage: Eukaryota; Viridiplantae; Streptophyta; Magnoliopsida; Fabales; Fabaceae
Product: Microsomal signal peptidase 25 kDa subunit (SPC25)
Biological process (GO): protein targeting to ER
Cellular component (GO): signal peptidase complex; membrane
Source: RefSeq, a predicted model, not a curated record
GUGCACAGUACGCACAGCACAGUGUGUAACCGUAACGUAACCUAGUCAGUGAGGAGUGAAUAUUCAAGGGCUGAAAGGGAAGGUGGAGUUGUUGAUAGUUUGGGUCAAUUGAAGUCUAAGAGAAGAGAGAGCGAAGAAAGAGAUCAGAAAUGGCGUCCAAAGCUCCAAAGAAGGCCAAUCUCUUGGAUCACCACUCCAUCAAACACAUCCUUGACGAGUCUGUCUCUGAGGUGGUAACGAGUCGUGGGUAUGUGGAAGACGUGAGAUUGAGCAAUGUGAGGCUUGUCAUUGGGGCCAUCAUCAUCGUCAUUGCUCUCUUCGCCCAGUUUUACAAGAAGAAAUUCCCUGAAAAUAGGGAUUUUCUCAUAGCCUGCAUCGCCCUAUAUGUGAUCUUCAAUGGACUAUUGCAGCUGAUCAUAUACACUAAGGAGAAAAAUGCCAUUCUGUUCACUUAUCCACCCGCUGGAUCCUUUACUAGUACCGGUUUGGUGGUUUCCUCCAAAUUACCUAGAUUUUCUGACAUGUACACACUCACUAUAGCAAGCGCUGAUCCAAAAUCAAUUUCUGCAAAUGAACCAGUACAAUUUACCAAAAGUGUUACUGAGUGGUUCACCAAGGACGGACUCUUAGUUGAGGGCCUUUUCUGGAAGGAUAUAGAAGCUUUGAUUGCUCAAUACACCAAAGAACCAAAGAAGAGCAAGUAGGAUGGAGAUAUGAACUUUGGUUAUGUGGGUAACUUUUUGGAUGAGAAACAUAUAUCUGGAUAUGGUUUAUAAUUCAAUACUUAGACAUUUAAAAUAGAACUGAUGGAAUCGAGCUUUCACCAGCUUUAGGGCACAAUAUAUUCCCAUAUUUCGUCAGUUUAUUCGCAGAAAAGGCUCAAAACCGUAUUUUCAUUAAACCUUCUAAAUAACAAUUAUUGGUUAUCGGACA